GGGUGAGUUUGCAAAGAACAUAAUCAAAAGCUGAGCGUCAGCAGCGACGCCAUGAACUAUUUUGCAGUCGCAAUCUCAUUGUUUUUCAUACAGUGAAUGAGAUAUAAAGGUUUCUCUGGAGGAGAGCAGAAAAAAAAAUAAGGAGGCGAGGCUUCUUUUGGUGCUGGCCACUGCUGCGAUUCUAUUCGUUAUCCGGCAUAACAUAUGCUGAGGUCACAUCGUCAACCUCCUUCGCAUCUCCUUUGAUGAAACCAGACACUUGAACAACAGCCGAUAAUAGAAGAAACAGAGGAUAUAAAAAGGAUCAAAUCAACAUGGCCAUAUCCAUCAGCUCACCCCCCAAGGUCGACGAUGUCAUCGUCACGGCGCCGCGCUCGCACAUCCUGCUCGUCACCAUCAACCGCCCCAAGCAGCUCAACUGCAUCCGCAACGACAUGCACUUCCAGCUCGAGGGCCUCUGGAAGUGGUACGACGCCGAGCCGUCGCUGCGGUGCGCCAUCAUCACCGGCAUGGGCCGGGCGUUCUGCGCCGGCGCCGACCUCAAGGAGUGGAACGACCGCAACGCCCACCCGGAGGAGGCGACCAAGAAGACGCCGGCGAGCGGCUUCGGCGGGCUGAGCAACCGCCGCGGCAAGAAGCCCAUCAUCGCGGCCGUCAACGGCCUGUGCCUGGGCGGCGGCAUGGAGAUGAUCCUCAACACCGACAUGGUCAUCGCCACCGUCGACGCCCGCUUCGCGCUGCCCGAGGCUGCCCGCGGCGUGGUGCCGAUCCAGGGGGCGCUGCCGCGGCUGAUUCGCUCCGUGGGCAUGCAGCGCGCGUCCGAGAUGGCGCUGCUGGGCCGCAUCUACAAGGCCGACGAGAUGCUGCGGUGGGGGCUGGUCAACCAUGUGCUUGUGCGCGGCGGCGACGUCGUGGGCGAGGCCCUGCAAUGGGCCAUUGAGCUGGCCAACAACUCGCCCGACUCGGUCAUUGUGGCCCGCGAGGGCCUGCAGGCCGGCUGGGAGGCCGAGAACCCCAAGCAGAGCACCGACCGCAUCCUGGCAGACGUCUAUCCGCAGAUGGACGGCGGAGACAACAUGACGGAGGGCUUGCGCGCCUUUGUCGAGAAGAGGAAGCCGAUCUGGAAGGACAGCAAGCUGUGAUCAAGAUGUCAUGGUGUCUCUUCUGCCCGUCAAGCGGGAAAUUGUGUGGUGGAGUGUCUCAGUCUCUGCGUCUUGGUGAUGCAAUACAAGUACAUGCGAGUAGGUUGGAGAUGGCAGCAGACAGUAUGCUCCGUAUUUCGAAAUGUACAUAUGACUCGUGUAGUGCCGGCGUGUUAGUAUAGCAAAGCUCUGUUUUGUGCUGCAAAUCUCUCAUCCAUGUAGCUGUCCAUUGGCAA
Messenger RNA from Trichoderma atroviride IMI 206040, 1378 nucleotides. RefSeq lists its product as uncharacterized. Gene Ontology annotation, cellular component: mitochondrion. The record is from RefSeq and is a predicted model, not a curated record. Gene Ontology annotation, molecular function: enoyl-CoA hydratase activity. Gene Ontology annotation, biological process: fatty acid beta-oxidation. NCBI's taxonomy places the organism in Eukaryota, Fungi, Ascomycota, Sordariomycetes, Hypocreales, Hypocreaceae.